CUUUACAUAUGGUAUUUGGGCUUUCAUUGGCCCAUGGGCCCAAGGAUGAGUUAGUGGGCUUCUGGCGCCAAUAUUUAUAAAAGUUCGGUAAUGGAAAGUCAAAGUGAGAACUGUACAGUGAAGCUCUAAACUCAGAGAUCUUCAAUGGCGACCAAUCAUAAAGUUCGAGUUCUGGUUUGGUUGAGAAGAUGGUCAAAGAGGGAUUGGGCAAUUGCAAUUUCCGUUUUCGCAGUCAUCAUCUUCGCUCUCACUCUCACUCUCUCCUUGAACUCUUUCUCCGACGAUUCCUAUUCUCCGUCUCCGGUCGAUUCCACCGCCGACGAUAUCGUUGACUUGACCCUCUUGCGCAAAGCCAAGUCUAGAGGCGCCCUUUGUUUAGAUGGGAGUGUGCCUGGUUAUCAUUUCCGAAAGGGUUUUGGAUCUGGGUCUGAAAAAUGGCUUCUUCACGUCGAGGGUGGAGGUUGGUGCGAUACUACAGAAUCGUGUUCUUUCCGUGCGGGGACCCCAUUGGGCUCUUCCAACUAUAUGGAACGUCGAAUUUCCUUUUCUGGGAUUUUGAGCAGUGACCCAUUGCAGAAUCCUGAUUUUUUCAACUGGAAUAAGGUCAAGUUACGAUAUUGUGAUGGUGCAUCCUUUGCUGGCCACCCCGAGACUGAGCUGAAAACUGGGAAUAAUCUUUUCUUUAGAGGCCAACUUAUAUGGGAAGCACUUAUGGAUGAACUGUUAUCAGUUGGCAUGUCUAGAGCAAAACAGGCUCUUCUUUCAGGAUGUUCUGCUGGUGGGCUGGCUACUCUUAUACAUUGUGACGAUUUUCGCCAACUUUUUCCAAAAGAUGUAGCAGUGAAGUGUCUUGCUGAUGCAGGUUUUUUCCUUGAUGAGAAGGAUGUUCUUGGAAACUAUACCAUGAGAUCUUUUUAUCAUAAUGUCUUCACCCUUCAGAGUUUAGCAAAAAGCUUGCCGAAGGAAUGUGUCGAAAAGAUGGAGGAACCAUCAGAAUGCCUCUUUCCACACGAAAUUAUCAAGAACAUAAAAACACCAGUGUUCCUUGUCAGCCCAGCUUAUGACUGGUGGCAGAUACAAAAUGUCUUGAUACCAGGUACAUCAGAUCCCCAUGGCUACUGGAAGAAAUGCAGACGAAGCAUUCUUAAGUGUGAUCCUAGCCAGAUUGAAAUACUAGACGGUUUCAGAAAGUCAUUUUUGAGGACCCUGAGUGAUUUCCAGAAAAAAACGGAUGGGGGAAUGUUUAUAAAUUCCUGUUUUGCUCAUUGCCAGACAUGGUUGACUGAGACAUGGCAUUCAUUUAAUUCUCCUAGAUUAAACAAUAAGACCAUUGCGGAAUCUGUUGGUGAUUGGUACUUCAACAAAAGAGUGGUGAAACAAGUUGAUUGUCCAUAUCCAUGUGAUCCCACCUGCAUUCAUGUGGACUUUUCAUGAGCCAAGACCUUACCUUAAUUAAUCUACAUGGGAUCUUGUCUUCCUCUUUUUUUUUAAAUGGAGAAAUGCUUCUUUGUGGUGUUGAAAUACUGUUUUAUUACCAUUCUUUACUUUGUCAAUGUACAUUAUUGUCUACACCUUAUUUGACUCUACAAACAUUAGUUGGAAAUAAAAUAUAGGGUUACUCAUUUGGUAUCU
Messenger RNA from Humulus lupulus (European hop), 1632 nucleotides. Its product is annotated as pectin acetylesterase 5-like. The record is from RefSeq and is a predicted model, not a curated record. Gene Ontology annotation, molecular function: hydrolase activity. NCBI's taxonomy places the organism in Eukaryota, Viridiplantae, Streptophyta, Magnoliopsida, Rosales, Cannabaceae. The transcript has 12 exons. Bases 145 to 1434 code for a protein of 429 amino acids.